AUGGCGUCUGCUGCUGUCAGAAGUGGGCACUUGAUGGCAGAUUUCAAUUACUUCUUACUCCAAAUAGCCAAUGAAAUAAAAAGCGACGAAUUGGCGGAGAUGAAAUUUCUAUGCGAUUUACCGAGAGGAAAACUUGAGCAAAUCACAAACCCUACGGAGCUCUUAAACAUCCUUAGUAAAAGCGAUAAAAUCAGACCGGGAGAAGUGAUGUAUUUGGUAACUCUACUGGAAAGAGCAGGUCUCGUUAAGCUUGCUGGGGAAGUCAUGGAGCAAGGUAAGACGAGUAAAUUAUUAUUUACUUUGAAACGACUUUCGUUGCUCGAGGUGAUGUGGUCAUGGAAUGACUUGAAUGUGGAGUUCCUUUAUCUUAUUUUAUGUUGUAAUGCUCGUUCUAUUGUAACCCUCGCCUGUUUUUUUCAGUUAGAAUACUUGAUCACUGCAUGCUCAAUUCAAAAACUUAUCCCUCAGUCUCCAACUCUGUGAGCGCCAUAACCAAUAAACGCACCGAAGCGGAAAUGAAAGCGAAACUGUGUACGCUCAUCCAUGCAUAGUAAACAUUCUCGCGGUGUCGCGAGCACUCUGAGGUACUUCUUUCGAGUAGGGAACUCACUGUCGAGGACUACAAACAGGCCUUUGGGACUGCGGAAGUAGUCGUUUUUCAAUCCCUAAGUUAAUAAUUUUUCGAGUAAAGGACCGUGGGACUACAGAUUAAGUCGCUUCGCUCAUUCACUUAUAAUACAAACUCCGAUAAUUCUUCUUCGACAAAAGGACUGUCGAUGGCUCAUCCGGGCUUAAUACUAACUCAGUAACACCUGUGUUCUCCCAACACAAGUAUCUCAAGCAUGACAUAUAUCUAUCAAGAACUGUUUCUUUUUAAUUUUCUCUUAUUCGUGUGAAUUGUACGCAUAAUUUAUGACAAGUCGAAGGCGAAUGGCAAAUUCCUUUUAGGCCUAGUUCAGACGCCGUACUCUUCAUGUGCCGAACCUAACUGAAUAAGUUCGACUUUGGAGCGACACUGGCGCGACAUCUGAUUCAGACGGCGUACCGUGUGUCGAACCUAAGUUAAGUUCGACAAAAGUUCGACAGACUCUGUCGAACUAAACGCUUUUGCCGCACCAAACUAAAACUGCCGUACCAAAUUGAUUCAGACGCCGCUCUUUUGCCGUACUUAAUUCAUCAGUUAGGUUCGGCACAUGAGUGGAGCGGCGUCUGAAACAGGCCUUAGAACACCAGUGACCUACACUGGGAGAACAAAAAGGUCUAUUAAAGGUUCAUAGAGCUUCUUUUUCUAACGCCUGUUUGACGUUUUCAAUGCAACUGUUCAUUUCUUAGCCCUGAAUGUUUUCUUGUAAAUCAUCUGGGUCGUGCCGGUAAUUUUAUAUGUCUGUUAUUGACGUUUUCCGGGAAGAGUAUCUACCAGUAGUUUCUCGUCUUAUUUCCGGACAAUCUUUGGAUUUGUUUUGCAACACGCGUGUUGAUCACAGAACAAGAAACCUGAAAGUCUGAAACAACAUAUUGCACCAGUUGUAGUUUAUAAAUUCGUUAUGAGAGACUCUUUAUAGUUAACUGAGGUUUUUAAAACGGUCAAUGUAUUUUGCUUGUCGAUCGUACAAAGAGUUUUGUUCACCUAAUUGCUGGUUUUUCAUGGACAACGUCUCUUUCGUUUCACAAUUACAGAGAAGCUAAGGGACCUUUUCCGGCGUGAAGUUCGUUUGGUGUGGGUCUGAAUAUUAUCAGUUUUGAUACCUGAUUUGAUACGGUCUUUACCCCGAGGGGUCUUAACCUGGAGGAAAAUCGCCUCGGCUAACCACGUUAAGCACCUAGGCUGCGUUUAAAGAAAGUAAACGCAUCCCUGUACACGAGCAGUGGAGUAGGGACCAGUUACUCCGGAUUUUUAUGGAUUUAAUGAACUUUUUUAGUGGCAUAAAUUAACGCCAAUGACGUCAAGCAUAUCAUUAAGAUAGGAUAACCCCGGUGUGCAGUUUGCAUUCCGAGUCCGCAUUCUCGUGGUUAGACUGCAGUCUUCCGUCUACAUUCUGCAAAUGUAACACUCAAAUACAGUUUUUCUUUUUUCCCUAGGACAGUCGACUUCACUAGGAUCUUAUAGCUCCGACACAACACUUCCUCAUAAAGAAUCACAUUUUACAGGCAGAGAAGCAGAGGUGCAAGAAAUUGUUCAAAAACUUACCCAGGACCCGAAUCCUUCACGCAUCAUCAUUAUUGUUGGCAUCCCUGGGAUGGGUAAGACGGAAGUUGCCAUUCACGUCAGUCACUUACUUCAAGAGAAACACGAAAAGUCUGUUAUAUUCAUUGAACAAAAACAAAAGCUCUCAGAAGUCUGCAGCGAAAUCCUCCGUAAAAUUAAUCCUCUGGCUCCGAGACUUUCAGAGAGUCAUGAUAUGGUAUCGAUAGCGAAAAGGCGACUUAAAGAGCUUGAUGAGAAGAAAGUUAUUGUAUUAGACAAUGUAGAAGGUAUACAACAACAACAACAACAACAACAGCAACAACAACAACAACAAGGAGAGCAAUUCGACGACUUUUUAGAAUAUGUAGGAAGACACGCACCUCGUGUUCAGCUGAUCAUCACCACUCGAAUGGAUGUGGAUUUUCAUUCUCUGAGCGUACAUAAGGUGCUUCUAGACCGUCUGGACCCCGGUUCUUCUGCCAAAUUACUUCAGGACUCAGUUCCAGACCAAAAUGAACUGCACAUUAAGGAACUCGGCGAGCUUUGUGGGAUACCGCUGGUUCUUAUCCAAUUCGUAUGCUUAAUGAGAAACGGCUUCAGAGCGGAAACGUUGGUCAGACGUCUCAAAAUAAGUCCCAUCCAACUUCUGAAGAUCAAUGCAAAAAAAGCUUACAAUGAUUUGUGUACAUUCCUACUCUAUCUUCCAAAAACCAUAAAAGCAGACCUUGUUCGCCUUUCAAUUUUUCCAUUGGCGUUUUCCGUCGAAGACAUGACGGUUCUCUUUGGUGACCUAUCAGAACCAGAGGAUGUUAAGGCCAAGAUGGUCGGGUACUCUCUUCUUCGAAGGAUAAACGAUACAACGGUGAUUUUGCAUCCUUUGGUCCGCGAGUUCCUCAAAGCUGAGAGGAAACUUCUCAGCAUGGAUGAUGUUGGUAAAGAAGCACAGAAAAAGUUUAAUCAACAUUAUGUGGCACUGCUCCAAUCCUUAAGUAAACAAUUCAUCACCAAGCAGAAGUCGAAAGAAGCUAUUUCAACCUUUCGGGCAGAAAAAGCAAACAUCCUGGAAAUGUUCAAAAAUUUCCUGCACUCCGAAAUUGACCAGGAAGACACCGAGUUUUGCAUAGAUGUCGCUAACUCCACCAUGGUUUUAGAUUUCUUGGCCAAAGUUUUAUCUCCACCCUUUAAGUGUGUAAAACUGUAUGAAGACUGCUACCACAUUGCCAAAGCAUCUAAUGACAUGAGAAGACUUGCGGAUUGUCUAACUUCCUUGGGAUUUCUUGGCCUCUAUAAAGAAGCUCACCGAGGGGUCAGCCAAGAUACUUUUGAGAAGUUUCAGCGGGCCUAUGAAAUCCGGCAGAAUUUGCCAAAGGAACAACAGCACUGUGAGACGCAUGCACACGCCAUCUCCAAACUUGGGCUGUGUUACGCACUUCUGGUAAAAAUACGAAUAUAAUUAAGUUCUCUUUUUUAAGUGCCGUAAAUGUUUAAAAUAAUAUUACUUCCAUUACAUGACGUACAAGAGAAAAAAAUAUUUUGAUGCCAAUGGGACAAUACAAAAGGGGCCUUGAGGGGGUUUCUUCGAAGUACCCGCACCUUUUCGGAUACUUUGUAGUUUUAAAGGAGCUGUGUCACGAAAUUCAGCCAAAUUAGGUAAUUACAAAAUGCCCGUUAAAUUAAGAGAAACGUGAAAAUAACCGCUUAAAACAUUAAAGGAAGGUUAAAAUAACACAAGAGAUACAACAGAUGCCACGGAUGGUAAAAACUGAGGAAGAUUGAAACGGAUUGAAAUGAGGAUUUUUGAGGACUGUUCAGCCUAACAGUUUUUCAAAGUUGAUCUCUACUGUCUGCAACUUCAAAAAUAAUGCUCUGGAGACAUAUUUGUUUGUCUCGAAUCUCUGAUUUUGUCAUUUCCAUGUAAUUUCCUUGCUUGCUUUAAGUUCCAUAGCGAUUGAGGGCGAGUAAUUGGCAAAAUUAAACAAAAUGAACUGGACUGCUGUGACACAGCCCCUUUAAAUCAAAAUUAAAUCUCGAUGCUGCCACUUUGUAACAGUUCAUCAUAAGACAUCCGAAGAGAAAAACAGGCCAUGAUAAGCAUGUCGCAGCAUAUUAAAAGUAAAUGCCCGAUUGAAAUACUGGCCUCGGGGCAUUCCACGGGUAGGCUUUAUUUAUUUAUUAUUUAUUCCAAAAAGUAAUAACAAUAAAUUGUGUGCAGGAUCGCUGACUAUAUUUCGCAACAGAUUAAGGAUUUUUUAAAUAUUAAUUAAUACGACUGCAAAUAGUUUUAAUUAUGAUAUGCAAAUGAUGUUUUUAUUCUACUUUUUAGGUUUUAGAUUUUUCUGUCUGUAUAUAAUGUUUUAGAUUCUAGAUUUUAACUUUUCAUCAUUUCUUAUGGGGAAUCCUUUAUAUAGGGUUGACCUCUAGAUAUCCCCUUUCGAGAUUUGUAACUUUAGUUUUUAUUUCUUGAAUAAAGUAUUGUAUUGUAUUGUAUUGAAUAGCUUUCUAAGCCAAAAAAAAUAGUCCUUGGAUCCAAUAUAUUUGUAUGUUAAAAUGUUCUUUUUCUUGUUAUAGGGCAAAGGAGAACAAGGACGCGACCUAAUACAAAAGGGUAUUAAUCUGAGGAAGGAGCUUGAAGUGCCUCUGUAUGUAGCAGCAGGUUGUUGUGAUCUUGGAAGUGAGUACCUAAUUCAUUCACUUUCUCUGUGAAAACUUAACUUUCCAAUUUAAUUUGUAUUAAUAAAACCAUCAUGUCAUUACGAUCGCACUUUUUUUUCUGGCUCGAGCCAAUGAUUUAGGGUUAGUUCAAAUAAUCAAUAACGGUCAUGUUACUGUGUGCUGCAAAAAUGUGAUUAAUCUGUAUCCACUUAUCCAGCUUUUGUUUCUAUAAAUGGAAGUUGUCGAGGUGCGGACGACUUGUAAAAUACAUAGACACUGGGCGAGUUAGGCAAUUCAGUGAACCUCUCGUUUUUCGGUGCGCUCAUAAAUGCCUAAAGUAGGAACAUUUUUAUGUAAGUAUAGUUUGGAGCUGACCAAACUAUAAGUCUUUCGAACGCACUUGUGUUAAACACCAAUUAAAAUACAUUUCGACGCCUUAAACGAGCUUUUUUUAAAACUUGUUUUAGACGCCUAUAGAGCGUGCAGGGACCAUGAACAAGCAAUAGACAUCUGGAAAACAGAAACUUUACCAGUCUAUAAAGAUGAGCUUGGUGACCACCCUUGGACAGCCUCGAUCCUGCGAUACAUAGCCAGUUCGUACAGGUGUCUUGCGGAAUCUGAAUCUGCAGAUUCUGGAAUAGCUGAUCAAGCUGAAAUGUACAGCACAGAAGCUCUAGAAUUGCGAAUCAAGCUGCUAGGGGAACAUCAGGAUACCGCUCGAUCCCAUGUUGACCUUAGCGACAUCUUCUACAUUAAAAAAGAUUUCAAGUCAGCUAUGGAGCAGCUUGAAAAGGCCAUUAAGAUCCAGAAAGACGUUUUAGGCGAAGAACAUGAGACCACGAAGAAAACAGUAGAGCAAUUGAAGAAAGUACAGUCCAUGGUAGAAUGA
Porites evermanni is the source of this 5726-nucleotide messenger RNA. The record is from the annotation of a GenBank genome assembly. NCBI's taxonomy places the organism in Eukaryota, Metazoa, Cnidaria, Anthozoa, Scleractinia, Poritidae.